Messenger RNA from Habropoda laboriosa, 1523 nucleotides. RefSeq names its product N-acetyl-D-glucosamine kinase (gene Nagk). NCBI's taxonomy places the organism in Eukaryota, Metazoa, Arthropoda, Insecta, Hymenoptera, Apidae. The record is from RefSeq and is a predicted model, not a curated record. The transcript has 7 exons. Gene Ontology annotation, molecular function: N-acetylglucosamine kinase activity.
CUUCGUGUGAUAAAGCUGUUGUAUAGUGAUACGUAAACAUUCACUAGUAAUCGUAGCAGUCGCGGCAUUUCCGACUGUUACAUGUCACUCCGUGAUUUCUCCGGAAUUUUUGCACCAAAUUUCGUGGACUGCUUUCCACAAAUUUUAUUCAUAAUUGAGUAGGAUAUAAUUACGUCGCACUUCACGUAUCUUUGAAUCCUUGUAGAAGGAAAGGAAGGGGGAAGAGGAAAAGACGUAUCGAUGAGUACGAACUUCGUAGAGAGUUAAGAAAGCAGGGACCAAGGAGAGAUUCGUCAGAAGACGAGCUCGUAAUGUCUAAAGUGAUAUUACCGGAACAUCCUGAGGAAAUCAGGAUCGGCGGUAUCGAAGGAGGCGCGACAUGUUCUACGCUAUUUAUCAUCGAUGGACAAGGGACGCCAUUAACGGAAAUUAAAGGGCCGAGUACCAAUCACUGGUAUAUAGGAAUGGAAGAAACAACCGCCAGAAUCAAUGCUAUGGUGGAAAGAGGGAAACAGUCGAUAGGGAUGUCCGAGUCCAUUCCUUUAGAUAUAAUCGUUCUUAUCGUUACUGGAAUUAAAUGAAUAACUUUAUUUCAAUAUCUAAUCAGGUUUUUGGAAAUGAUACAAGAGAAAUAUCCAAAUGCUGCUAAGGCCAUUUUCGUCAGUUCAGAUACUAUGGGUAGCCUCAAAACUGCUUUAGAUACUGGUGGAAUUGUUUUAAUUGCCGGUACUGGUAGCAACGGGUUGUUGAUCCAGCCUGAUAGAACAAUUGCAAGGUGCGGCGGAUGGGGACAUUUUAUGGGAGACGAAGGCAGUGCCAUGUGGAUCGCUGUUAGAGCUUGUAAAUACGUGUUCGAUCAUCUCGAUGAUUUGGCACAAUCACCUAAACCCAUAAAUUACGUGUGGCCAGCUAUGAGGCAUUAUUUCAAUGCAACUUGCACGGAUGAUAUGUUGCCACAUUUUUAUAAGAACUUUAAUAAAACCACUUUCGCUAAGUUCACGAAGGAGAUUGUGAUAGGCUGUGAAAAGAAAGAUCCCCUUUGUUUGCAUCUUCUUAAGGAAAAUGGGAGAAUGCUUGCAAAACAUAUCAUAGCUCUUGCGAAGAAGGCCCAUAAUGAACUUAAGUUAGCUCAUGGUGGAUUAAAGGUUGUCUGCGUUGGAUCCGUUUGGAAAUCGUGGGAUUUAAUGAAAAACGCUUUCCUCGAUGAAAUUCACGAGUCUAAAGCUGUGGAUGAAUUAAGUAUGAUCCGUUUGACAGUAUCGGCUGCGUUGGGCGCCUGUUACCUUGCCACUGAACAAAUCAAUUGGGUGUUUACGAAACCCUACGAAAAGAACAUGGAAGUAUUCUAUCGCUACAAACGCGAGAAUUACGUGAAACCGCUAGAAGAUUCGACAGAGUCGAAUGUAGUAUUUGUUCCUUGCAGCGACGUAAAGAAGGAUUAGAGAAAUUAAAGAUACAAAUGGCAAUAACUAUUGUAUUUAAUGCGCGUAUUAUGUACAAUUUUUUGAUGAAAUAUAUUUUAC